AUGAAGCACGUGAUCGAAUUGGUGAUCGUGUUGCUGGUGGUGAUGAUGGUGUUACCACUGUCAGUCGCACUUUUCGUCUAUUUUGAGCGAAAAGUGAUUGGUUGGAUGCACGCCAGGAUGGGGCCAAAUCGGGUCGGUCCGUUGGGCUUGCUGCAAACGAUUGCUGACGUGCUAAAGCUAUUGAUGAAGGAGAUUAUCCUUCCGACCAACGCCAACAAGUUUCUGUUUAUGCUGGCCCCGCUGAUGGCCUUGAUUCCAAGUUUCGCCGCCUGGGCGGUGAUGCCCAUUGAUUCGAAACUUGUGCUGGCGAACCUCGAUGCAGGUUUGCUCUAUGUUCUGGCUAUGACCUCGCUAGGGGUCUAUGGCGUCAUCAUUGCUGGAUGGGCUUCUAAUUCCAAGUACGCGUUUCUAGGUGCGAUGAGGUCCGCAGCGCAGAUCGUUUCUUACGAAAUCGCGAUGGGCUUUGCGCUGGUCGGGGUACUUAUUGCUGCGGGGAGUUUGAAUCUUGUCGAAAUCGUUGAGGCUCAGCGCGGCGGGUUCUUUGACUGGUUUUGGCUGCCGCUCUUCCCCCUGUUCGUGAUUUACUUCAUUUCGGGAGUGGCAGAGACCAAUCGUGCUCCGUUUGACGUGGCCGAGGGCGAAUCCGAGAUUGUCGCCGGUUUUCAUGUGGAAUAUUCUGGCAGCCCAUUUGCUCUGUUCUUUCUGACCGAAUACACCAACAUGAUCUUGAUUGCAGCGCUGGCCACUGUGAUGUUUUUUGGCGGAUGGUUGUCGCCGAUAGCCGGGUGCGAUGGCUGGUGGUGGUGGCUGAUUAAGACCAUGGGGUUUUGUUUUUUCUACCUCUGGUUCCGAGCAACGUUCCCACGUUUUCGCUAUGACCAGAUCAUGCGUCUUGGCUGGAAGGUAUUCAUUCCAAUUACUAUCGUGGCAUUGCUGCUAGCGGCGGUCGCAAAGUUGUCCGGUUGGUUCGUGGUGGGGGCUUAA
This is a messenger RNA of Nerophis lumbriciformis (worm pipefish), 984 nucleotides long. The record is from RefSeq and is a predicted model, not a curated record. NCBI's taxonomy places the organism in Eukaryota, Metazoa, Chordata, Actinopteri, Syngnathiformes, Syngnathidae.